Molecule: messenger RNA, 2266 nt
Organism: Carassius carassius (crucian carp)
Lineage: Eukaryota; Metazoa; Chordata; Actinopteri; Cypriniformes; Cyprinidae
Product: gastrula zinc finger protein XlCGF57.1-like
Exons: 2
Coding region: 63-1595 (510 amino acids)
Biological process (GO): regulation of transcription by RNA polymerase II
Cellular component (GO): nucleus
Molecular function (GO): DNA-binding transcription factor activity, RNA polymerase II-specific; RNA polymerase II cis-regulatory region sequence-specific DNA binding
Source: RefSeq, a predicted model, not a curated record
ACUUGAGAGAUUUAGUUUGGAUUUAUUUUUUCCAAACACAGAAUUCCUUCUGGUGAAGCAAGAUGGCGUUUAUUAAACAGGAGAGUGAAGACUUGAGGAUUGCAGAAGUAUUCAGCUUGAAACAUGAAGAGACUGAAGAACAAACAGAAUUGAUGGCAAUAAAAGAAGAGAAGCAAGAACUGAAAGAAACAGAAGAGAAAGAUCAAAUUGAGAAACAUGAUUUCUUGGCUGAAGAAAAAUCCAUACUGACUGAAACAAACUCUGUUCAGAAGACCACAUCUCCCAGUUACUUAACUUGCCAUGAAUGUGGAAAGUGUUUCACACACAAAAAAAACCUUAAUGCGCACAUGAAAAUUCACACUAGAGAGAAGCUGUUCACUUGUGAUCAGUGUGGAAAGUGUUUUACUAAAAAAGGAAAUCUUAAUAAUCAUCUAACCACUCACACUGGAGGGAAGCCGUUCAAUUGUGUUCAGUGUGGAAAGAGUUUCAGAUAUAAAGAAACACUUAAAACCCACAUGAGAGUUCACACUGGAGAAAAUCUGUUCACAUGCCAACACUGUGGAAAGAGUUUCACGCUAAAAGGAAACCUUAAUGAACACAUCAAAAUUCACACGGGAGAAAAGCCGUUCACAUGCCAACACUGUGGAGUGAGUUUCACUACAAAGGGAAACCUUAACGAACACAUCAAAACUCACACCAGAGAAAAGCCAUUCACAUGCCAACACUGUGGAAAGAGUUUCAAAGUAAAAGGAAGCCUUGAUGAACAUGUAAUCAUUCACACUGGAGAGAAGCCGUUCAUAUGUGAUCACUGUGGAAAGUGUUUCGCUAAAAAAAGAAAUCUUAAUAAACACGUAACCAUUCACACUGGAGGGGAGCCGUUCACUUGUGUUCAGUGUGGAAAGAGUUUCAGAUAUAAAAAAACACUUGAAUCCCACAUGAGAGUUCACACUGGAGGGAAGCCGUUCACUUGUGUUCAGUGUGGAAAGAGUUUCACUAAAAAAGGAAAUCUUAAUGAACACGUAACCAUUCACACUGGAGGGAAGCCGUUCACUUGUGUUCAGUGUGGAAAGAGUUUUAGAUAUAAAAAAACGCUUAAAUCCCACAUGAGAGUUCACACUGGAGAGAAGCUGUUCACAUGCCAACAUUGUGGAAAGAGUUUCACGUUAAAAGGAAACCUUAAUGAACACAUCAAAAUUCACACCGGAGAGAAGCUGUUCACAUGCCAACAUUGUGGAAAGAGUUUUGUUAAAAAAGGAGGCCUUGAUCAACACAUAAUCAUUCAUUCAGAGAAGCCAUUCCCAUGUGAUCAAUGCGGAAAUAGCUACAAAUAUGAAGAAAGCCUCAAGUUCCACAUUAGAGUUCACACUGGAGAAAAGAGAGAACAUUCAAGAGAGAAUGGUUUUAUUUGUGAUCAGUGUGGAGAGAGUUUCAGCUGUAAAGUGAGCCUCUACACUCAUGUGAGACUUCAUACUACAGAGAAGGCUUUCACCUGCAAACUGUGCGGGGAUAGCUUCUCACAAAAUGGAAAUCUUAAGUCACACAUGAGAAUUCACAGUGGAGAGAAGAAUUUAGUGUGUAAAGAGUUUCAGACAUAACCCUUGAUUCACACAUCAAAAGUCCUAAUAAUUGUAAACUCUGUAGGAUCAUAGAAACAUGUUAUUCACUACUAUAUGGUGAUGCGAUCUCUGUGAAAUGAAGGUGACAUUCACACUAAAGUUGAAUGUGGCCCAAAUCUGAUUGUCCACCUUCAUAACCAUUUGCAUUCUUUGUCUCUUUAUAACUUUUUUGGGACUUUUUGUUUUUAUCUUUAUAUCUUGUGUGAAUGAACUCCUGUGGCUGCACCUGACCACCUGCUUUGCUAUAGCUCAGUUCUACAUUUUUUGUGUUCUUUGUAUUUAUUUAUUUAUUUAUUUAUUUAUUUUAUUACACAUUUAAGAACUGAGUUAUACCAAUUAACUACAUGUAGUUAAUAUAUGGUUAGGGUUUGGUUUAGGAUUGCUUGCAUGUAAUCUUGCAUAAUUUACUGUUAUUAUAUUAGUGAGAAUAUGUAACAAGGACACCUUGAAGUGUUACCUUUUUUGUCCCAAGGUCCACCUUUGUGAUUAUGAAAUUCAUUUUUGAAACUUUGCAGGUUUUUAUAUUCUCACACAGCAUUAUUGCACUCUGAAAUCUUAGAUCUGAAAAAGCAUACAUCUUAUUGACUUCUGUCUUUCUGAGACAUGCUGCAAUGUAAAUGAAAGAUUUUAAAUAAACAGGAUGUGAGUAA